AUGAACGGUCAAACGGUCGCAGAGUCCUCUUCGAGGUCGAAAGCCAGGUCAAAACGGUCCCAGCCGUUGGCAAGUGCCUCGUCAAAGACUCUAUUUACACCGGUGUUCUAUGACUCGUCAGAGCCAGGCCCGUCUUCGAGGUCGUCCAAUGACCAAAAUGGCCUCCAGGGCGCGUCGUCGAACCUCAGCGACGCGACGAUGAAGAGACUCCAAGAACUCUCCCGGAUGCACGUCGCGUUGUCCCAGUCCGUCCCUGAAGUUCCAGCUUCAGACUGCGGUUCUCCUCGACCAAGCACGCCUCCAGGGAAAGAAAAGGCUCGAGAAUUGUCGCCUGAAGCCUUGGACGACCUGCGGGCUGGAAUCGAGUCACCGGUGGCCCAAAAUCCUCGCAUCCGGAACCUACGAAAGAAGAUUGUUGCUGCCUUGGAAGACUGCAAUUACGAUUCGAGCAACGGGAAGUGGGCUAUUUUGCCUUCGCUAGUCAAGAUUGGGGUUAUCUCUGGAGGUGCGCGGUGGGUUGGUGCGCGAGGGGAUGACCCCAAAGGAACGACGUCCAUUUACGACAAUGUGGAAUGGUGCAACGCUGAAACCGAAGAGGAGUGGUUCCAAUGGGAGAGGAAGUUUGAGAACGAGAUGAAGUUGAGAAGUCGCGUCGAGAGGUGGAAACAGGGCAUAGUCGCAGGUGCCCCAGAAGACGAAGAGGGUGAAGUUGCUGUCGCUGAAGAGUCUAUGGAGCAAUCAUCACCACAAGAUGUGUCUGUGGAAGCACACGAUCAAGCCUCAACCAAGACAAAGGACGUUCCCGCUCAGAAGAAAGGCAAAGCUCCUGCCACUGUGGCAUCCAAACGUGUUGUUAACCGCAAGAGUCUCAUCGACGACCCCCUCAAAUCUUCCUCUCCCCUCGGAUUCGCCAUGGGCAAGCGAAGCGCUGCCGCUCGACUCGCGGCCUCGAAACCUCCAUUGAGGCCCAUCCCCACCAACCCUUCGGACCUGGGCGACCAACAAUCGCACCAGCGCAACACUCAACCAGACCGCACCACCCAGGAGCGUGCAGCAUCCGCCAAUAACUUUGAGAUACCUGUCAAGCGAAUCGGGGACUUGUCUACCUCAGAUUUUUCUUUCCAUCCACCGUCGUUCCCUUCAUCCCAAUUGGUUACUUCCACGCCCAAGCAGGAUACACUUGGCGUCCAUGUUCCUCCACCGCCCUCCAGUUCCCCACUGCCACCCUUAACUUCAACACCGGCCCUACCUGCCUCUCCAAAAUCACAACAAGCCCAUUUGUCUCCGCCUCAAACUCCCCGCCGUUCUGUUGGAGACGCCUCCUUUCCCAUUACCAACUCGCCGUCUUCGCCCUCAGUGAUCAGGACAUACGGCAAAAGCACAAGGACGCCUCUCACUCCACAAUCCGGCUCCAGGCAUAACUUGGACAAAUCAUCUUCCAUGCCGGUGAUCUCGCAUGGGUCUCCUAUGCAGGUUUCGCCUCUUCGGAAGGCUGAUUCGGCUGUGGUCGGUGCCCUACAGCCAUCCACUUCUCCGCUAAGAGCUGCGUUCCUACAUGAAAGUGUGACGAGCAACGCUCUUGGCAAGCGAAAGCUGGAUGAGCUGGCUUCACCUGGAGACCCGGACGUUGGGAAGAAAGCUCGUUUGGAUAAUCCCGAAUCGAGAGCGGAGGAAAGUGCCGCCCUUCCCGCCGAUGAAUCCCAGUUUUCGCAAGAUCCUUGGCCGGUGACACCCCGUCGCGACUCGAUGCCCCAGUUUAUCGACCUACUAGCGAGCGCGAAGAAGGACAAGCAGAAAAGGAGGCAGAAGGCUAAAGCUAAGAGGAAGAGCUUGGUCAAACCGGAUACGACGCCUGCCGUCCCCGUCCCCAACACCACUGCCCGUUCACCGUCACCUGCACCAGCUCCAAAAGAGCCCGGACCGCCGCCAGCCAUUGACAGUGCUCCCCAAGAGCCCGAAGAGUCUCAAGACUCUUGGGCUAUCCCAGGGUUGGAAUUGGCGAAGAAGCCGGCCCAGGAACCGGUCGAAAAGGAAGGCCCGCCUGCUACACCCAUGUCCCCGCCUGAAACACCCAAACGACCAUCAGAUACCCAGCAGUCGAAAGACAGUCUGUAUGAUUCGCCGAUGGCAGUUCAACCUCAACCCCAGCCCCAGCCUCCCCCCGAGAAGCCCGUCGUGGAUUUGCAAAUCUCGAAGGAUAGCCUUUACGACACUUCUUCGAUGGCGAUAGCUGAGCCCAAUCCCACUGCUCCGGCUGAACAACAUGUCCCAGUCGUCACCGAAGAUCCUCGACCGCCCGUGGCUUCCACCAGUAGUAAUGAGAUCGAUCUGGACCCCCAGGAAUCCCGAGACAUCGACAUCGAUUUGGAGAAGGACGUUGCGCACCAGCGGGACCUGGAUCUCGAACUGCAACAUAGCGAACCCUUGCCAUUGGAACUCGAGGACGAGUCCAGGGUGUCUCAACAUCCCGACCUGGAGAACCACGAAGCUCACCUCGAACCCGAUGAUGACGACGAACCUCAGCCCCAAUAUGACCUCGGAGAAGAGGAGGAAGACGACGAGGAGGAAGAGGAACCUGAAGAACACCUUGACGUUGUCGUUCCGGUCCGCGACCAUGAGCUCGAGCGGCUCAACCGCGAAAACAUUUAUACGUUUGACGAUGACGAGGACUCGCAGAGUGUCUAUGCGGUCGAUGUGGCGAGUGACGUAGAUCUCGAGUCUCCGACGAAGAGUUUGUCGUCGUUGGCUGGGUCGGAUAGUGAGGACGAAGAGGACGAGCAGGGGAAGGACGCGUUGCCCACAGCCGGUGAUCGUGAUCCCUUUGCAUUCGAUGGGGAAUUCGAUCCCUUGUUUACUUCGACUCAGCAGCAAGCACCUCCAGGGCUCUUCCCCUCCAAAACAUCCUUCCCGACCACACCCGCUCGUGGGAUCUCGAACCUCGACAAGGACACCCCGAACCAGAACCCCGCCGCCCAAGCGCUCUCCCGAUCGCGGUCCAUUGAUCAGAUCACGCCCACUCCCAGUCCGGUAAAGGGACAUCCGCCGAGUAGUGGGUAUGGAUAUGGCUUUGUGGGGGGUUAUAAUUCGCAGUUUGAUGUAAAGGGGAGGGUGGAGGAGGUGGAGAGGCUUUUGGAGAAGGAUGUGAAUUUUGGGAGUUGGUUGAAGUCUUCGCCGGAGGAUGGGGAGGGAGAAGAGGGUGAGGAGGUGGAGGCUUGA
This is a messenger RNA of Coprinopsis cinerea okayama7#130, 3216 nucleotides long. RefSeq lists its product as hypothetical. Bases 1 to 3216 code for a protein of 1071 amino acids. The transcript has 2 exons. The record is from RefSeq and is a predicted model, not a curated record. NCBI's taxonomy places the organism in Eukaryota, Fungi, Basidiomycota, Agaricomycetes, Agaricales, Psathyrellaceae.